AUGCAUCGAAUUUCACGGCGAGAAAUGUCGUCGGAGAUAAGUUUUGCUUUACUCACAGCCUUCACGGUGCUCCUGUCAUACUCGACCUUGUCUCAUGGAUUACUGCAGCCUCGUAGGAUAUCUCAUGGUUUGUCCGCAAGCGGAAAGUACUUGACGAACGAUGAGCUCUGGUUCAAUCAAACCCUAGACCACUACUCCCCAUAUGAUCAUCGCAAAUUCAGACAGCGAUACUAUGAAUAUCUCGACCAUUUACGAGUUCCAGACGGACCCAUCUUUCUGAUCAUCUGUGGCGAAGGCCCUUGCAACGGAAUCCCCAAUGACUAUCUAAGUGUGUUGGCAAAGAAGUUUGAAGCGGGCAUUGUGUCACUCGAGCAUCGUUACUACGGAAAGAGCUCACCUUUUAAGUCACUGGACACUGAGAAUCUCAAAAGUGGCAGUGUUGAUAAUCCUUGGUUCUUCUUCGGAGCGUCUUAUUCUGGAGCUUUGAGUGCUUGGUUCCGCCUUAAGUUCCCUCAUUUGACCUGUGGAAGCCUCGCUAGUUCCGCAGUUGUUCGUGCUGUCUACGACUUCCCUGAAUAUGAUCGACAGAUAGGUGAGUCGGUUGGACCGGAGUGCAAAGCUGCAUUACAGGAGACUAAUAAACUCGUGGAACUAGGGCUUAAAGUAAACAACAAGGCCGUGAAAGCUCUCUUUAAUGCCACCGAGCUUAAUGUUGAUGCUGAUUUCUUAUACUUAAUAGCGGAUGCGCAAGUUGUGGCAAUCCAAUACGGAAGUCCAGAUCAACUAUGUGUUCCACUCGUGGAAGCUAAAAAGAACGGCAGUGAUUUAGUGGAAGCAUAUGCUAAAUAUGUCAGAGAGUUUUGCGUGGAAGUUUUCGGGCUAAGCGCUAAAACAUAUAGCCGGAAGCAUCUGCUUGACACUGCGGUCACCGCAGAGAGUGCAGAUCGGCUUUGGUGGUUUCAAGUUUGCACCGAAGUGGCGUAUUUCCAGGUGGCGCCUGCAAACGAUAGCAUCCGGUCUCAGCAAAUCAAUACAGAGUAUCAUUUGGAUCUAUGCAAGAGUCUGUUUGGGAAAGGUGUUUACCCUGAAGUCGAUGCAACAAACCUGUACUAUGGAGGUGAUAAAAUUGCUGCAACCAAGAUCAUCUUCACAAAUGGGUCACAGGAUCCAUGGCGUCAUGCAUCCAAACAGACAUCAUCUCCUGGCCUGCCUUCUUACAUCGUCACUUGUCACAACUGUGGCCAUGGAAGUGAUCUUCGAGGAUGCCCUCAGUCUCCAAUGAUCAUUGAAGGUGAUUCUAAGAAUUGUAGUUCGCCAGAUGCGGUGAACAAAGUGAGGCAACAUAUAGUAGAACACAUGGACUUGUGGCUCUCCGAGUGUCGUGGAGAGCUUAGGAGUUCCAUUUACACGAACGCACGGCAUAAAACGCAACUCUUUUGUUCGAUGGUGGAGGCUACGUCGAAUUUGACGCCGACGCAGAGAUAUGCGGCCGCUGCAUUGUUCGCGAUCGCGCUCAACCAAGCGCAAAUCAACCAGACUCGGCCGUUGGGGGUCCCGGCGGCGGAAGACGACGACGAAGAGUGUGAAAAUCGUCGUUCCGAGGAGAGAAGAAGCAAUUGCAGUAGCGGGGAUUCUGUCUCCGAUGACCCCGGCCUCUGGGUACACGAAACUUCGGGACUUCUUCGACCCGUUUUCAGAUGUCUUGAUAUUGAUUCCUCGGCUUGGCUCGGUCUCGAGGAAACGGCGAAUUCUUCUCCGGCUAAGCACCACAUCGGUGCGUUCACGAGGUUACUCUCAGAAGAAGCGAGUGAUGCUUCUAUCGAGAUGAAGGAGCAAGAGAUGGCCUUAGGUAAAGCUGCUGAUGCUAUGGUCCACAGCAUUCAAAGCUCUUUGUCUAUAGACGCUAAGAAGGAGAAGCAUCAGGAAUACGAAAACGAAUGCCGUGAGAAAUAUGCAGUCCCUGAGGUGAAAUCAAAAGAUAAGGAUGUGAAUAAGGAUAAGGAGUCUGGUAACACUGCUGAAACAGAGAGUCUCGAAGCGGGUGUAGUUAUUAUAGAUGGAAGCCACAAGCCUGAAGUUGUUGAAGAUGACAAAUCUGUCGAGGAAGUAACACUGCUUAGUCAUCAGAGGAAGAUAAAUGUUCUUUAUGAGCUUCUUUCUGCUUGCUUGUCAGAUAAAUAUCAAGAGGUUAAGAAAUGUACUCGGCGUAGAAAAGGCUAUGAUGCCAGGCACCGCGUUGCUCUCCGCUUACUCGCGACCUGGUUUAACAUUGAGUGGAUUAAAGUGGAAGCAAUUGAGACAAUGGUCGCAUGCUCUGCCAUGGCCCUUCAGAAGACUGGUGAAAUGAUGGAUGAUGAUGCUCAGUCUCCUACUAGUACAUGGGCUAAGUGGAAGCGUGGGGGCAUCAUUGGUGCCGCUGCUUUAACAGGGGGAGCUUUGAUGGCCAUCACUGGUGGAUUGGCUGCUCCAGCUAUUGCCGCAGGGUUUGGUGCAUUGGCACCAACACUGGGCACACUUGUGCCGGUGAUUGGAGCUGGUGGGUUUGCUGCAGCGGCUAGUGCUGCCGGAACUGUUGCUGGCUCCGUUGCGGUUGCAGCGUCGUUUGGAGCUGCUGGAGCUGGUCUCACAGGGACUAAGAUGGCAAGGAGAAUUGGGGACCUUGAUGAGUUUGAAUUUAAAGCUAUUGGCGAAAAUCAUAAUCAAGGACGGUUAGCAGUGGAAGUCUUGGUUGCUGGUGUUGUUUUUAAAGAAGAAGAUUUUGUGAAACCAUGGGAAGGGUUAACUAGCAGUUUGGAGAGGUACACGCUGCAAUGGGAGUCCAAGAAUCUUAUCUUAGUGAGCACUGCAAUUCAAGAUUGGCUUACUUCAAGACUUGCCAUGGAAUUGAUGAAACAAGGGGCAAUGCACACUGUUCUGAGCUCUCUUUUAUUGGCAUUGGCAUGGCCAGCUACAAUCUUAGUAGCUGCUGAUUUCAUAGAUAGUAAAUGGAGCAUUGCUAUUGAUAGGUCGGAUAAAGCGGGAAGACUUCUAGCUGAAGUGCUACAAAAAGGCUUGCAAGGAAAUAGACCCAUAACUCUCGUGGGAUUUUCGCUUGGUGCGCGUGUCAUCUUCAAAUGCCUCCAAACUCUGGCCGAGACAGAACAAAACGCUGAACUAGUGGAAAGAGUUGUUCUUCUUGGAGCACCCAUUUCAAUCAACAACGAAAACUGGCGAGACGUGAGGAAGAUGGUAGCUGGAAGAUUCAUCAAUGUAUAUGCCACAAACGAUUGGACCCUCGGUGUUGCAUUUCGCGCAAGUUUGUUCUCUCAAGGAUUAGCCGGAAUCCAACCGAUUUGUAUCCCGGGGAUCGAAAAUGUGGAUGUAACCGAUAUGGUGGAAGGUCACGCUUCAUAUCUAUGGAAAACUCAGCAAAUCCUCGAGAGACUCGAAAUCGACACUUAUUACCCUGUGUUUCGAGACACUCUCUAACGACUUGUAUAUCAAACUUCACAUGUUUGAAUCGCAUACGAAAAGUAUUAAGUCGUUAUACAUUAGACAUUACCCUAAGAGUUGUAUUUUGUUUGUUUGUUUGUUUGUCGUCGUCUUAGUUUGUAACGUUCGUCGACGCCGGCGAAAGACGAGAAGCUCUGUUUUGUAAUUAUUUGUUUGAAACGUCGUCGUGUUGAAUCAUCCACAACAUAACGGAACCGUCUUCGUUGAACGUUCUACUGUUUUCUUUUUUCUAUAUGUAUAAGAAAGUCAAAACUGAAAAUGUUGAUUAUCUGAUGAUUGUAUGUUCAAACUGAAAAUGUUGAUUA
This is a messenger RNA of Thlaspi arvense, 3797 nucleotides long. The record is from the annotation of a GenBank genome assembly. Lineage: Eukaryota; Viridiplantae; Streptophyta; Magnoliopsida; Brassicales; Brassicaceae.